AAAGAAAGAAACAAUAAAAUUAUUUAAUAAUUGAAGGGAGGGGAAGGAGCUGUCGGCUUCGACCAGGCAAGGACGAUCCAAAUCCACAUCUCUUCCCUGCAGACAACCCUUUUACCUCCCAAUUCCCCCCACACCCCAUUUUCUCUCUCCUCUUUUUUUCGUCUAAAAACCCUAUUUUUUUUUUUUUUUUAUUUUCUCCUCAAAAUUCCAUUUUUUCUUUGUGGGUAAUUUUAUAUUUUGCUUGUUGAAUAUCUGAGCUUGAAUUUGGUACUUGGAUCAUAAGGGAGUGUUAUUUUCGCCAAAAAUUUAGACCCGGCUUUUUAUGGGUCAUUUUGAUCUAAUUUUAGCUCAGAUCGGUCCUCCUGUUAUUGAGUAACAAGUUACACGUUUCACAACCUCGGGGAGGACUGAGGAGAUUUUAUUAUAUAUAGGGAGAUUUGGUGUGACUGUGGGUAGCUUCUCAUGGCGCUCCAAGGCACUCAUCGAUCUGGUGGACGGCCAGAGCAAGAUGCUUUGUACAAGGAGCUCUGGUUUGCCUGUGCUGGACCACUAGUAAAUGUUCCUCGUGAAGGGGAGCGUGUUUAUUACUUUCCUCAAGGUCACAUGGAGCAGCUUGAAGCUUCAACACAUCAGGGAUUAGACCAGCAGAUGCCUUCAUUCAAUUUGCCAUCUAAAAUUCUUUGCAAAGUGGCUAAUAUUGAACUGCGGGCGGAACCUGAAACAGAUGAAGUUUAUGCUCAGAUAACUCUGGUUCCUGAAAGAGAUCAAAGUGAAGUUACAAAGCCUGACGCUCCGGUGCCUGAUCCUCCAAGGUGCAACGUGCAUUCAUUUUGCAAGACACUAACAGCUUCUGAUACUAGCACACAUGGUGGAUUCUCUGUGCUUCGCAGGCAUGCAGAUGAUUGCUUACCCCCCCUGGAUAUGUCUCAACAGCCACCUUGGCAGGAGCUUGUUGCUACAGAUCUUCAUAGCAACGAGUGGCAUUUUCGUCAUAUUUUUCGAGGGCAACCAAGACGCCACCUACUGACUACAGGGUGGAGUGUGUUUGUUAGUUCCAAGAAGCUUGUAGCUGGUGAUGCAUUUAUAUUUUUGAGAGGAGAAAAUGGAGAACUGCGCGUUGGAGUGAGGAGGCUGAUGAGGCAGUUGAACAAUAUGCCAUCUUCUGUUAUUUCUAGUCAUAGUAUGCAUCUUGGUGUUCUCGCCACAGCAGCCCAUGCAAUUCAAACGGGAACCCUCUUUUCAGUUUUCUACAAGCCAAGAACUAGUAGGUCUGAAUUCCUUGUGAGUGUGAACAAGUACCUGGAGGCCAAGAGCCACAAGCUUUCUGUCGGUAUGAGGUUCAAAAUGAGAUUCGAAGGUGAUGAAGUUCCUGAAAGAAGGUUCAGUGGCACUAUUGUUGGCGUCAAUGAUACUUCUUCAUCAAGUUGGGAAAAUUCUGAAUGGAGAUCUUUGAAGGUUCAAUGGGAUGAACCUUCAUCGAUUGUGCGCCCGGAGAGAGUUUCACCGUGGGAAUUAGAACCGCUGGUAGCCACAAAUGCUAGCAACACCCAGCCUACUACUCAAAGGAAUAAGCGGCCACGACCUGCUGUGAUGCCAUCAUCAGCGACAGAUUUGUCUGCACUGGGCAUUUGGAAGUCUCCGGGUGAAUCUCCUGUGGCUGCAUCUGCUGACGUCGAGCGUACACGUGAUCAGUUUUCGUCCGUGACAAAAGCAGGUUCAGCUGGUUUCACAGCAAAUAGUUCCCUUCCUGCAAUAUCAAGCCAGUCGAUCUAUUGGUCCAAUAGAGCAGACAAUGCAUCAGAGUCGUUGGGUUCAGUUGUCAACAAAGAAUCUGGUGAAAAGAGAAAGAGUAGUGGAGCAGGCUGCCGUUUGUUUGGUAUUCAGCUUUUUGAUCAUUCCAAUUUGGAUGAAUCUUCUACUGGGGUUGAUGAGGAUCUUCCAGUUCCAUCUUUGGAGGCUGAAUCUGAUAGAUCCAAUGUUAAUCGAUCUGAUGUGCCUUCACUGAGCUGUGAUCCUGACAAAUCUUCACAGAGAUCUCCAUCGGAAUCUCAGAGUAAACAAAGUCGUACCUGCACAAAGGUUCAUAUGCAAGAUGUGGCUGUUGGGAGGGCUGUAGAUUUGACACGUUUUGAGUGUUAUGAGGACCUUCUUAAGAAACUGGAGCUGUUGUUUGAUAUUAAAGGGGAGCUCUGUUGUUCGUCAGGGAAAUGGCAGGUUGUCUACACAGAUGAUGAAGAUGAUAUGAUGAUGGUUGGAGAUGAUCCAUGGCAUGAGUUUUGCAGCAUGGUCAAAAAAAUCUUUAUCUACACAUCUGAAGAAGUCAAACGUCUCUCGCCUAAGAGUAAAAUCAGUGUCGAAGAGGAUGCCAAACCAGGCUAUAUUGAUGCUGAUUUGCCAGCCGCUUCUGAGGAGCAAUCAUCCGCUGUAGGCCCUAGUUGCUAAGUUGGCAUCCUGGAAACCUGAGACGAAACUCAGAAAACUGUCCUGGCUCAAGUCAAAAUAAUGGAAAAAAAGAACAAACUAAACUGCAGUAGAGAAAGAGGAGGGAACAUAGGAAGAGGGGGAAGUUGAUAGUAAAACUUCUUACCUUGGUUUUGACAAGCGAUAUGAGUAAUGUAAUUCGGUAUGCAAUGAAGCAACUAUGCAGCAUGUGAAGGGGAAUUGCUGACUCUUAGUAUGCUGGUCGUUGUCGAUUUGUCGUAGUAGUUUAGCUUUACAUUUUCUUCUAAUAUUUUGCCGGGGGAUCUCUGUUAUGUUCCUCGUGAAGAAAUUAAAUAGGUUAAGGAAGCUGGUCUCUGUAUCAUGUGCUGCUAAACAUGAGAGCUGACUAGUUUUAGUUUGCCUUCCAUACUCUCCGUGUACUCCCCCCCUCUUCCUCUGAUGUAUGACCAGAUAAUACCUUCGUUUUGUAUAUAUAAAGAUGUUUAUUUAUA
Molecule: messenger RNA, 2933 nt
Organism: Beta vulgaris subsp. vulgaris (sugar beet)
Lineage: Eukaryota; Viridiplantae; Streptophyta; Magnoliopsida; Caryophyllales; Amaranthaceae
Product: auxin response factor 1
Exons: 15
Coding region: 463-2442 (659 amino acids)
Biological process (GO): response to hormone; regulation of DNA-templated transcription
Cellular component (GO): nucleus
Molecular function (GO): DNA binding; protein binding
Source: RefSeq, a predicted model, not a curated record